AUGAUCGCUGACAAGCUGUUCGACCUCGGCCUCACUGCGGCGCAAAAGCUCCGCUACUGCGUAGAGAUCGAAGGUCAUCCCGACAACGCCUCGGCUUCUCUGUGCGGUGGUUUUGUCGUGUGCUGCGGGUUUGAGGAUGACGUCGCUCAGUCGAAAGGUGUGCCCAAUGUCUACGCCAGAAAGCUGCCCUACAGCGACAAGAUCAAGGCCGUCGUGGCGAUCCCCAACUUCGAGGUGUCCACCGAAAAGGCGAGGCAGGCUCUCCCGCCGACCUACUCGCGCGCCGACGUGGUGUUCAACCUUCAGCGGGUGGGCCUCAUGGCUGCCGCCCUCACCGACGACGGAAUCGAUGAGCCGUCCGUGGUUCGAGAGGCCAUGAAGGACAAGGUCCACCAGCCGUUCCGGAUGCAUCUGGUGCCUGGCCUGCAGAAAUGCCUCGCCCUGUCGUCUCAGAACACGCCCGGCGUGCUUGGUGUGUGCUUGUCCGGAUCCGGGUCCACCAUCUUGGCCCUGUGUCGGGACAACUUUAGCCGCGUGGGGGAGCGAAUGCAGGCGCUCCUGCAGCAGGCCGGCGUUCAGUGCCGCACCGCGACCCUCGACAUCGACCAGCGCGGAUCGCUGGUUCAGGACUUCUGA
This is a messenger RNA of Acanthamoeba castellanii str. Neff, 636 nucleotides long. Its product is annotated as GHMP kinase family protein. Bases 1 to 636 code for a protein of 211 amino acids. Lineage: Eukaryota; Discosea; Longamoebia; Acanthamoebidae. Gene Ontology annotation, molecular function: homoserine kinase activity; ATP binding. The transcript has 5 exons. The record is from RefSeq and is a predicted model, not a curated record. Gene Ontology annotation, biological process: L-threonine metabolic process.